Drosophila busckii is the source of this 675-nucleotide messenger RNA. RefSeq names its product probable prefoldin subunit 5 (gene Pfdn5). Lineage: Eukaryota; Metazoa; Arthropoda; Insecta; Diptera; Drosophilidae. Gene Ontology annotation, biological process: regulation of DNA-templated transcription; protein folding. The record is from RefSeq and is a predicted model, not a curated record. Gene Ontology annotation, cellular component: cytoplasm; prefoldin complex. The transcript has 3 exons. The coding region runs from base 71 to 577 and encodes 168 amino acids.
AAGAUUAUCGAUAGUAGCUCGUUGAUUUUGCAGCUCAAGUAUAAAAUAUAACUUAAAUUAAUCACAGAAAAUGGCUGGAACCGCAAACUCUUCUGCAAAAUCCGAGGUCAUCGAUCUCACAAAACUCAGUCCUGACCAACUGAUGCAAAUUAAACAAGAGUUUGAUCAGGAAAUGAGCAAUAUACAAGACUCGCUAUCAACACUGCAUGGUUGUAAAGCAAAGUACGCCGGAUCUAAGGAAGCACUGGAAGCGUUUCAACCCGAUUGGGAGAACCGUCAAAUAUUGGUGCCGCUGACGAGUAGUAUGUACGUGCCGGGUCGUAUUAAAGAUCUUAACAACUUCGUUAUUGAUAUUGGCACAGGCUAUUAUAUCGAAAAGGACUUGGAAGGCUCCAAGGAUUACUUCAAGCGUCGUGUCGAAUAUGUGCAGGAGCAGAUUGAAAAAAUUGAAAAGAUUCAUAUGCAAAAGGCGCGUUUUCUAAACUCUGUGAUGGGUGUGCUCGAAGUGAAACAAGCAGCUGCUGUAAAAAUGAUCCAACAACAGCAACAGCAGCAGCAGCCGAAGCAAACCGCCUAGACCUUAUGAUGUGUUAACUAAGGCGCAGAGCAAAGCUGAUUAAAUUAUUUAACAUGUAAACAAUAUUUGUGCAUUUAUUAAAUUGUUCAACUAUUUUU